AUGAAAGAAAAAGACAAAGAAAGGAAAAACGGGGCUAAAAACGAGGCUAAAAAUGAGGCUAAAAACGAGGCUAAGAAAGAAGCUAAAAAUGAUAACCAAGAAGACCAUGACGAUAACGUCGUUGGGGAUGAUGAAUAUCCAGACGAAUUUUCCGAAACAAAUGAUUCCAAUGAAUUUUUAUCGGAUGAUGGAGAGAACAAAGGAGAGUCGAAAGUAGAAGGUGUUCAAUACAACGAGUCCGCAGAUUCUUACUACACUAAUGUUGAAUCCAAAAUGGAAGAAUUCAAAUUUGGAAAAAUGAAAGAAGAAAUUCUUCAUGUACAUAAGAAAAAUAUCAGCGGGUUAAAGUCAGUACGGAAGGGUAGUAGUUUAAUAGUAACAGGGAACGACAACUGCAUACGAAUAUACGAAUUUCAGUGUAUGAAUAGAGAGGAAAAAGGAUAUACAAAAUUGAUAACGUUAGCAGAAGGAUCUAUUAUUCAAUCAUUAGAUGCGACAAAUAAUCUCAUUUUGGUUGCCAAUGGAAAUAAGUGCUACGUAUAUGAUCGUACAUGUAAGCUAGUUAAAAACACAAUUAGAGGAGAUAUGUACAUCACAGAUGUUAAUAAAACAAGGGGACACACGAGGAACGUGAAUUGCUGCCAAUUCCAUCCAUGCAAUGAAAAUAUUUUUAUAAGUGGAAGUUUAGAUAGCACUGUUAGGAUUUGGAAUUUACAAAAAAAUGUUUGCUAUGGUAUCGACAAUGAAUUAGUUCAUCAUCAAUGUUUAAAAGUAGUUAAUGAAAAAAAUAUUAUGAACAACAAUAUACUGUGUUGUCAAUUUGUUAGAGAUGGAAAUUCUAUUAUUUUAGGUUGUGAAAAUGGCCAUAUUGAAGUGAGAAAUAAAAUAUCCAAUGAUUAUAUGUAUAGCUAUAAAUCAAAGUACAGCAUUAGUAAAAGCGUUUCACAUACCAAUUCUGUAGUCGACAUAGUUACUUCAAAAAAAAGGGACCAUUUUUUUUUUACUAGAAGUUUAGACAAUACUAUUAAAUAUUGGGAUAGGAGAUAUUUACAAAGGUGCAUUAAAACCAUUGACAGCAUUCCCACAAUUUUUAGAAACAGCAAUAUAUCAUUUUGUGGGAAUGAUGAAAGGUACCUAAUAGCAGGAACACAAGAAAGAAAAAAAACAGUAGAUCAACAUAUAGCGGAAAAUGAGCGUACAGUAAGAAGUGUAGGGAACAUUCUAUCCGAUGUCGAAAAAUAUAAAAUGAUGAAAUUACAAAUGAAGAGUACCAACAUGGGUGCUAAUAAUUUUGUCAAGGUCUACAAGGGCGAUGAAGACAUGAAUCAAUUCCUUAAUGAAGUAGCUAAUACUAAAAAAACAGAAAAAAAUAUAAAAGGAAUGCUAAAAAUUUAUGAUACAUAUAUGGAUAAUUUUAACUUGGUGUACGAAAAGUGUUAUGAACAGUCAGGUAUUAUAUGUACGCAUUUUAAUAAUCAAAUAAAUCAUCUUUUUCUAGGGACAACAGAUGGAAAUUGCUUCAUAUAUUUUGAUGACGAUAGCGAUUUUCAUAGUGAUCAUAUUCACAGUGCUAAUCACAAUGGGGAUGUUAACAAGGCACGGAAAAAGGGAGGCGUGCUUGAAUAUCUAUACAAAGGUGUAAAAAGAAAACAAGAAAAUAAUUCCUUUUACAUGAAUGCACAACAUAUUUACAACUUGGAUAAUUUACCUCAGGAAAUCAAAAUAACAGAAGCAGGAAAUGUAGUAAUAAGAAAAGACUUGAACAACAAAAAGGCAAAAAUGAAUCCUACUCUUAGUUCUCUCACAUUAAAUGCAUAUGAUAAAAAAAGACAAAUUGGCAUGUAUUCAAAGUUUAUUAUAGAUGCUUGUGAAAGGAACGAAUCCAAAAAUCCAGUAAACAAGUACAACGAAUAUGAAGAUGAAAACAUCGUGGAAAUUUUAAGAAAUAGAGAAAAAAAUAAAACAGGAGAUGACUACUUCAUGAAUGCUUACAAAUGUACUCAACCGAAUGCCAUAAUUGACUAUUCGUCUGAAGAGGGACCUGAAUAUUCUCAGAUUUUGAAAAAGCCAAAGUGUCCACAAUGCGGUGUUAAGAAUUGUGUCUGUGGGUUCAUGCACCCGGAGGGGAAGCGUGGUGGCUCAUAA
This is a messenger RNA of Plasmodium gonderi, 2145 nucleotides long. Its product is annotated as WD domain, G-beta repeat domain containing protein. Gene Ontology annotation, biological process: regulation of DNA double-strand break processing. The record is from RefSeq and is a predicted model, not a curated record. Gene Ontology annotation, cellular component: site of double-strand break; nucleus. NCBI's taxonomy places the organism in Eukaryota, Apicomplexa, Aconoidasida, Haemosporida, Plasmodiidae. The coding region runs from base 1 to 2145 and encodes 714 amino acids. Gene Ontology annotation, molecular function: protein binding. The transcript has a single exon.